This is a messenger RNA of Bipolaris sorokiniana ND90Pr, 971 nucleotides long. RefSeq lists its product as uncharacterized. Lineage: Eukaryota; Fungi; Ascomycota; Dothideomycetes; Pleosporales; Pleosporaceae. Bases 89 to 826 code for a protein of 245 amino acids. The record is from RefSeq and is a predicted model, not a curated record. Gene Ontology annotation, molecular function: acyltransferase activity, transferring groups other than amino-acyl groups. The transcript has a single exon.
ACUUGAAAACACGUAAAAUUUUACCUCUGUUUUUAACACGCUGGAUCAAACGCGAUACGACAGACACAACCUCUGCACUACCUUCAACAUGACUUCCAACACCAAUGACGUUGUCAUAUCUCCUUUCGAGACCGAAAGGGAUUUCAAGCAGGCACAACAUUGCUUGUCCGAAGCUUUUGGGCGUCAAGCAAAAGACUCCGUCUGGAUGCUGAUGAACCCCGGGUGGGAUACAGAAGAAGGACGAGCAAAACACGCCAAAGGAUUAAUGGAGAAAUGGCAGUCUAUCACCACCAACAAGGAUGGACAGCCUAAUGCCAUCUAUCUAAAGGCUACUCUUCCCGACCCAGAUGGGCCUGGAGAGAGACGAGUUGUUGGUAUGGCUAUCUGGAGGCAACUAUCGUUUGUAGAAGGCUACGGUGAUCCUUUCUCAGACGACAUGAGUGCUUCCCUUACCAACUUUGACGAAACGAAACGACGCUUUGCAACUCAAGUGUUCCGCUCGCUUUGGAAGCGCCGCAUUGCGUACAUGCACGAAGUCAAGGAGUCAGGACGCAACCCGCCUGCAAUUUUUACCCUGGAUAUAUGUGCAGUCGAUCCAGCCUACCAACGCCGUGGCAUUGCAGCUAAGCUUGUUGAAGUCGGUCUUGCUGAAGCGAAGAAGAGAGGCGAUCUGGAGUGUACGACAGAGGGUAGUGCUAUGGGAAGAGUAGUGUAUCAGAGACUAGGAUUCAAGGACGAAGGGACUGGCGACAUCCAAUAUGAGGUGGAUGAAGAGUUCAAAACAUGGGACAAGCCAGCGAACCUCUUCUUGAGGACUCGCGCUUGAUAGGAUGACUGCAUGCUGUUGAGUGCUGCCCUGAAAGAAAGACUGGAAACCCCCUUUGUAGACACGUACACAUUUUGGCUUAUCACGACACCCUGAAAUGACCAAUUCUCCUGCGGCCAUCUCCGUCAACAGCAUAAAAGGUGAC